Messenger RNA from Amphibalanus amphitrite, 2479 nucleotides. RefSeq names its product protein PRY1-like. NCBI's taxonomy places the organism in Eukaryota, Metazoa, Arthropoda, Thecostraca, Balanomorpha, Balanidae. Gene Ontology annotation, cellular component: extracellular region. The record is from RefSeq and is a predicted model, not a curated record. The transcript is spliced from 12 exons. Bases 189 to 1637 code for a protein of 482 amino acids.
GGGCGUUGACGCCCCGGUGUCGUGGCCUGAAUCACAGAUAAGUGUAUCACCGAUAGUGUGGCGUGGGCCGGUCGUAUGCGGGGUACAGACAGCGCCGGAUCCCCGCCAGAGGUGCCCACACGCAGUCGCCGGCCGCACGCGCAGCGCAGACUCCCGAGAAAAGGUGGUUGGAUUUCCGGAGCAGCGCCAUGCCGUCCGUGGUGAAGAAGGAGGUGAAGACCUCCACCAAACGCGACCCCCAGCACCCGGAGAUUGAGAUAAUCACGACGGAGACCAUCGAGACGCUGGACGACGGCUCGAGCACGACCACCAUCAAGACGGUGAAGAAGGGGCCCGGGCUGGACACCUUCCACAAGGAGACGCGCCAGGCGCUGGAGGACAGCAAACACGGUAACCGACGCCGGUCGUCUUCGUCAUCGUCCGAUGGAGGCAAACAUCACGGUCGACGUAAUCGCAGCUCCAGCCCUGAGAAGAAGAAGGGAGGACUGCUCUCCAAGUUUAAGAGGGAUAAGCCACCCAAGUCGCGCAGCCCGAGUCCCAAGGCGUCAAAGUCCAAGAAAGACAAGGAGUCCAAAUCGAAGAGCCGCCACCGCAGCAGCAGCAGUAACAGUUCCAGUGAUGACGAGGACAGCUUCGAGCAGGACUGCAUCAACGCCCACAACGACUACCGCAAGAAGCACGGCGCGCCGCCGCUCGAGCGCAGCAAAAAGCUCACGAAGAUGGCAAAGGAGUGGGCCAAGCAGAUAGCAAAUGACGACAAAAUGUCGCACCGGAAGGACAAUUCGGAAGGCGAAAACAUCUACUGCAAGUGGUCCAGCAACCCCAAACACAAGGUGAAGGGCAGCGAGGCAGUCGACUCGUGGUAUGCCGAAAUCAAGGACCAUGACUUCUCCAAGGAGCCCUCUCCUGGAGUGCUCAAGAGCGGCCACUUCUCUCAGGUGGUGUGGCUGAGCACCCGCCAGGUCGGCGUGGGCAGGGCGCGCUCCAAGUCCGGCCGGGUCUACGUGGUGGCCAACUACAGUCCCGCCGGAAACUUCCUGGGCGACUACUGCGACAACGUGCCGCCCGUCGGCGGAUUCCCGGCUGGCUUCAAGCCUAAACGUGACGCCCCGCGGGUAGAAAAGAAGAAGAAGAGCAAGAGCAAGCGCCGAAGCAGCAGCAGCAGUAGCAGCAGCAGCAGCGACGAAGAGGACUUUGCCGAGGAAUGCCUGAAGGCGCACAACGAGUACCGGAAGAAGCACGGGGUCCCGUCGCUGAAGCUGAACAAAAAGAUGUGCAAGUACAGCCAGCAGUGGGCCGACACAAUCGCCGAGAAGGACAAGAUGGAGCACCGGCAGGACAAAAAGUACGGCGAGAACAUCUUCUGCGUGUGGAGCGACGACCCCAAGUUCAAGGUGAACGGCCGCGAGGCCGUCGAGAGCUGGUACAGCGAGAUCAAGGACCACAAGUUCGACGUCGAGCCGAAGGCGGGAGUCAUGAAGUCGGGCCACUUCUCCCAGGUGGUCUGGAAGGAGUCCAAGGAGCUGGGGGUCGGCAAAGCCCGCUCCAAGAGCGGCAAGAUCAUGGUGGUCGCCAACUACGAUCCGGCUGGAAACUUCAUCGGUGAUUUCACCAAGAACGUGCCCAAGCCCCUGUAAGAGCGUCCGAGGACAGCCACCAAGACACGGCCAGUGUUUCCCGCGAGCGCAAGCGAUAAACCCCCGCCGGCGCGAGCGAUAGUUUAGCACCCCGCGAGGGUUUUAAGUGAACUGCUUGGUGACCAAUGUGAAGCAGUCUUUUUCCACUGCCUCACGUGUGAGCGUGAAUGUCUGUGUGCGUUUUCGAGCGAGUGCUGAUGGAUUUAUAUAGCCAGUCGGCAGGGCUUAGCUGGAGACAGAAGUCUAUGUUUUGAAAAUGUAUGAAGUUUGUCAACCAAUUCAGCGACAUGGACAAGUGCAUGCAUAAAGUAAAAUUGCAGAAGAUGGAUGCUGCUACUUUUAAAUAUGUAAAAAAUAUAUAUUUAUUGGCUUGGAAGUCAAACUUAUGCACCAGGAAAAAAGUAUUCAAGGAAGACUUCCAGGCACGCGGCGCUCGAGAACGCUUUCUGUGGGAAGCAAGCGAGGGGGGGGGGGGGGGGGCACAUUACGGAUGAGCUGUGCAAAUGAGCUUGUGCUUUGGUGAUAAAUUUUGCAUGCGAGUGAUUAUAUGAAUCUAGUCGAUUUUCCCCUAAACAAGUGAUGAUUAUGUGUAAGGGGCUGUCGCAUAUCAAAGUUGGUGACUGAUGAUUUAUGUUAUUAUUAAUUGGCAACGCAUUUGAAACGCCGUUUAAUACAAUGUAGCUAGAUUUCUUCCAGUUAAGUAAUGUGUAAUGAAACCAUUCUCUCGUCUUCAGUGCUUCAAUGUCUAGUCUGAUUAAUUUCAUAGAUAAUGUGCCAGAUUGCUACGACAUUGUGCGAAAGAACAGCGCUUUAUGCAGCAAAUAUAUGUUGUUAAUAAUUUC